Messenger RNA from Elgaria multicarinata webbii, 995 nucleotides. It is a transcript of the gene DPPA2, whose product is annotated as developmental pluripotency associated 2. The transcript has 8 exons. Bases 99 to 995 code for a protein of 298 amino acids. Gene Ontology annotation, cellular component: nucleus. Gene Ontology annotation, biological process: system development. The record is from RefSeq and is a predicted model, not a curated record. Gene Ontology annotation, molecular function: chromatin binding. Lineage: Eukaryota; Metazoa; Chordata; Lepidosauria; Squamata; Anguidae.
CUUGAAAGCCGGGCGAAGAAAUCCGCGCAGUUUGAAAAAACGAGGCUCUGCAGUGAGAACAAAUCAGAGCAGCAAAAGCAGAGUUUAGAGUUCCUGAAAUGCCUCGCCGGGGCCGCAAAUCAACUAAAUCUGUUUCCGCCCAACCUCCGCUUAUUCCACCCAAAGGCCUGUCGGAUCAAUCAGCUGAUGAAACUUCUUCGGUGGACUACGUUGCCCUAAAAAGGGCUGAGCUCCAACAGCUUUGUAAGAAGUUGGGUCUCCGUGCCACAGGAAAGAAUGCUGAACUUGUGGAAAGACUGAAAGCUUAUCAUGGAGAGCCUCGACAGAAAACAGCAGGUGAUUGUGGUGCAAAGAAAGGAGCAAACGAGAAUGAAGAGUGUCAGCCCAAUCCCAAGGCCCUUCCAGAAAUCCCCUGUUUGGAUGUGACCAGAGAUGUAAAAACUGAGCCCUCUGAAAAGAAAACAGGUAUGAUCCGGGGUUGGUGUGUGGUUCAUGGGAUGGUGCUGCACCGCCCCCCAUCAAACUGGGUUCCUCUGCUGCUCCAAAGAGGCUUGGUUUGGGUCCAGGACGGAAAAGACCUCGUUCCCUUUCACCUGCGCCCACUCAACAUCCCUGUCCCGGAGGGCCUGUCGGACAACUACAUCUGCAGAGACUGUGUGAUCAGGAACCGAGAGAAACCCAAGCGAUGUCUCCUGUGCCAGCAAGGACCAGGGAAAGAUAAUGGGACCUGCUUGUCCCAGAAUGCCUCAAGGAGCCUGAGCCCUGUUCAGAACGGUGUGUCUCAGCUGUCGUUCCUUGCAACUGAUGCCUCUAAAGAUAAAAGACGGACGACAGAGAUUAGGAAAUUGUACCAGCCCCAAGAAGACCAGGCUUAUGCCCAGCGGGUAGAUGGGGUCCUUUCCCAGAUGGCCCGUGGAGAGGUCGGAAUGGACCAAGCUUUGCGCCCCCUCCAGCCCCUGGUUUUCCAUUCCCCGGCUCCUUUUGAUAAGAUGUAG